Molecule: messenger RNA, 2556 nt
Organism: Closterium sp. Yama58-4
Lineage: Eukaryota; Viridiplantae; Streptophyta; Zygnematophyceae; Desmidiales; Closteriaceae
Source: the annotation of a GenBank genome assembly
AUGACGCGGCUGCUGCACGAAACGGUCGCGCGCGAGCGAGAUAUCGACAACGAGCUCGCCGCGUUGCUCGCCGCGAGAGGCGGGCUGGAGCGGCGCCUUCUGGGCCUGCACAAAGCCGCCACUGACGUCCUCGAAUUAGUCCGCACUGACGCCGAUGCGGUUCUCGCGUCGGUCUCGGGUACCAGCCAGCUCGCGUCUCGGGUCAGCGGGAGCGUCCGGGAGCGUGACGCGGCGCAGUCCCGCGUCGCGACCACCAUCGCGCGCAUCGACGCGAUCGUCGACCGCAGCAACUGCAUCACCGGCGCGCGGAACGCGCUGGAAGCGUCAGAUUACGAGGCGGCAUCGCGGUUCAUAGAGACGUUUCUGCAGCUUGACGAGGAGCUGCUCCACCCCACCACGCCGCGCUCCCCGAUCGCGGCGGCGGACGCAGCGGCCGCGGCGCUGCUCGGGCAGGCGCCUCCGCAAGCGCAGGCGGGGGCGUCCCCGCAUGCGAUUGACUCGCAGGCGGCGGAGACUGCGCGGGAGCAGCGGAGGCAGCUCAUGGAAUCGAAGGUUAAGCUUGAGGGGGUGAUCCGCAAGCGGUUCGCGGCAGCGGCGGACGAAAUGGAUCAGGCGGGGGUGGAGCGGUUUGUGCGCCUGUUCCCCCCGCUGGGGCUGCAGGCGGAAGGCUUGCGCGCGCUCGUGGGGUACCUCCGCAAGGUCGUGGCGGUACGCGCGCGUGAGCAAUUCGCGGCGCUGCUCUCGUCCCUCGAUGUUGCCGCCAGCACCGCCGGCGGCGGCGGGGCAGCCGCCGCGAUGCUUGCCGUCUCCCCGCAGGCGGAUUUCGCGGAGGCGCUCACGGCGCUUCUCCGUGACGUGGCGCUUGCUGUAGAGAGCAACGAGGAGCUCCUUAAAGCGGUCGCCGGCGAGGACGGCGUGGUGGCGGCGAUUAAGGAGCUCCAAGCCGAGUGCGACGCGCGAUCCGCCGCCAUUCUUCGCAAGUACGUCGAGCACCGUCGCCUGCCGCGCCUGGCAAAAGAAGCAGCGGCGGCGGCGGCUGCGGCGGGGUACACACUGGGCAGCAUUGGCGGCGGCGGCGGCGGCGGCGGGCACGGAGGGGGUUUCAGGGCGGCAGCGGCAGUAGUUGCUUCGGACGGGUCGGUGGUGGGACCGAAUCCUCAAGAGGUGGAGGCGUGUUUGGAGGAGGCGCUCUUGCUCUCCCAGCGCAGUCACGAGUACGCGCGGUUCAUCGCCGCAAAGCUUCGCGACGCGGAAGCGGCGGGCGCGGGCGUCUCCCCGCGCACCCUCACCACCUUCGCCAGCUUCGCCGCGCCCAGCGGAACCGGCGGCGGCGGCGGCGGCCCCGGCAGCGGAGGAGGAGGCGGGGGAGGGGGUGGUGUGGGCGGCGGCGCGUUCGGGAAAAUCCUAGUGGACGUUAUGGGGUUCUAUGUGACUUUGGAGGAGUACUUUAUGGUGGAGAACGCUGGGAAGGCUAUUAGGAUAGAUGAGCCCGUACCGGAUUCGUUCACCUCUUCUAUGGUAGACGAUGUGUUCUUUAUUCUCCAAAACGGCACGCGCCGCGCCGUCGCCACGUCGUUCCUCCCUGCGGCCGCCGCCGUGCUAGCCGCCACCGCCGCCGUCCUUCGCGCGGACCUCCGCGACGCGCUGCAGAGGAGAUUAAGAGAGCCCAACCUCGCGGCGCGGCUGCUGGCCUCUGUGGCGGCUAGUGCGGCGGCAGGCGCGGGCGGGGUGGCGGGAGUGGCCGGGGGAGUCGGUGGAGGGGCGGGCGGGGUGGGGGGUGGAGGGGGAGGGGGAGGCGCAGGGGGGAUGGGCGCAGGAGGAGUAGGUUCGGAAGCGACACUGGCGCUGGCGCUGAACAACGCGGAUGUGAGCGCGGAGUAUGCAAUGAAGCUGAAGCAGGAGGCGGAAGAAUACAGUCUGGAGGUAUUCCCUGCGCCAGCAGACAGGGAGCGUCUGAAGCCCAUUCUCGCAGACCUGGGGGAGACCAGCGCAGUGUUCCGCCAAGUAGCAUCCACAGGUCUGGAGCAGCUGGCCAAUGGCAUCGCCCCGCGCCUCCGCCCCGUCCUCGACCUGCUUGCCUCCUCCAUCUCCUAUGAGCUCUCCGAGGCAGAGUACGAGGAGAGAGAGGCCAGCGACCCCUGGGUGCAGCGGCUCCUGCUCGCGCUCGAGGCCUGCCUCGCGCCGCUACAGCCGCUGCUCACCGCGGCCAAUCAUGACGGGCUGGUCGGGCUGGUCACGGACAUGGUGGCGCGGCGGGUGGAGGCGGCUGUAGCGCAGAAGCGGUUCAACCAGCUGGGCGGGCUACAGCUGGACCGGGAGGUGAGGACGCUCGUGGGGCAUCUGUCAGCGCUCACCUCGCGGUCGGUGCGUGAGAAGUUUGCGCGGCUGACUCAGAUCGCGACAGUGCUGAAUCUGGAAAAGGUCGGGGAGAUUUUGGACUACUGGGGGGAGAAUGCAGGGCCGAUGACGUGGAGACUGAGUGCGGCAGAGGUGAAGCGGGUGCUGGGGCAGCGUGUGGACUUCCGGCCUGAGGCCAUUGCCAACCUGCAGCUGUAG